CAUUACAAACAAACGUCCUGAUUCCGUCUUGUGUUAAAUACUAAUACUGUUCACUGUUCACUUGUCUCUAAUCAGGUCUGGUACAUUCUCUCUAGGACUCUAGGCAUACUCUUGGCCCUUUCGUUGCCUAACUUAUUUAUUAUCAACACUCAACCUGGGCCUCUGCCACUACUAGAUUUCUAGAUCUAUAUCUAGAUCUAAUUAUCUAGAAAUCUAGAUCUAAUCUCUAGAGGUAGAGUCUACCUAAUCCUAAUCAGUCAAUAAAUUUUAGUUUUUCAUGUGUUUGUGAUCUUUGGUCGCAAAAUAUGGCAUCCAGCAAUUCUUCGUUGGAAAAACCAAAAAACGUUUCUUCUCGCUUGUGGGAGAAAUUUAAAUCCCUGGAGAAAAGGACAGAUGAAGUUACAAAAAGAUCGACAGAAAAACGAAUCAAACAUCUUCAGAAACAAGUAAUGGAUACAGUAACACAAGAAUUUACUUCUCCUGAGGACAAAGAUAUUCUCAGAAAACAUGAUGUAAAAUUUGGACCACCUGUUGAGACUGUUGCAGGAAAGAAAAGGAAAACUGAAACUAAUCAUGAAUUCACAGGUACAAAAGAAGCUACAGCCACAUCCUCGUGUGACCUUUUGGAUUAUAUGAACGUGAAUCAACAUUUACAUCAAACUGAUCAUUCAAGGCCUCCUCCACCAACAGCCCUUGAAACCAAGAUUGACGCCGCUAUAAAAUCUGGAAAUUUGAAAGAAGCUGAAGAGCUGAGUGAUCGUCUUGCAGGCAGAGAAGCUGGAGAGAAAAUUGUUGCUGCUAUAGAUGCCAAAAAUUUCUUGGAAGAUAAAAAGGUUCAGGACCAGAUGCAAAAAGCAAAACGGAAAAGAAAACUGAAUUGGGGAUUUGAACCCAAGCACAGAUGGGAGACCAAAGGAAACAUGUAGUCUGUCAUACAUUCUCUAAGAUACAUAGUGUGACAUCUGUGGCAUGAGGGAUCAAGGGUUCAAGUACACAUGGACAUCUGGCUUCAGGCGGUCAUAGAUGGAGUUUGGUAUUAUUAGCACCAUCUCUUCAAUAAUAGAAUUGUGCUGAAUGUUCCAUUAUGUAUGAACCCCUUUCAAAGACUACUUUGCCUACUGUCAGACAUUUGAUGACUUUAAUUAAUUUUGUGUUACUUGAGAAUGAGUUGUAACCUUAAAGACAGGAUUACAUGCCUUUCUGUCCAUCUUUACACACAGCAGCAUGCAGUGAUCAGAUUCAAACAGUCGACUCAAGGGAACUCAGGCGUACUGGUCCUGUUGGCUUGGGGGAUCAGAGCUCAAAUGGUUCAGCCAAUCUCUACAAAAUUAUGUAGUUUUAGGAAGAUGACUCUCCACUUAUGUGACUCUCUGAUAGGGUGGGGUUAUUGAGCUGAUGGACUCUGCAAAUAAACCAAGGGUACAAAUAUCCCUGCUGGGGUAGUCUUGGAUCUAUUGUUUGCAAUGACAGUGUAAUGGGAUCAAGACUAGGUUGUCAACUAAAAUGUGUGAACAAUUUCUCUCUGACUCUGACCAGUGUUCAGUGUCCAAUAGACAAAGCCAUUUUCUUUUUUGCAUAAUUUCCACCUAUACGAGUGAGAAUUCUUCUCAAAACCCAAGAAAAACUCUUAUCAGGCUUUGUGUAUCAUCACUGCAUGGAGCACAAUUGUAUUACUGUUUUUGCUCACAUUUCUAAAAGUUUUCUCAAAGCAAUAAGAACACAAAAGACAGAAAACAGUAAUUGAAAAAUCAUGAAUUCUUUUUUAUUGGACAUUAGUUAUUUUAAAAAUAUCACUUGGAGACUACCAUUCUCACGUUAUCGUGCUAAACGAAUAUAUCGUAAAAAUUUCGAUAAAUUGAAUUGAUAAAUCACUCACUAGUUCACACUAAAAGUUUGUUUCCUGCUGAGAAUCAUUUGUUUUUAUAAGUACUUCUUAAAGGUACUGUCUGUUUGAAGAUUGAUGCUCUGUUUUGAGCCAUCUUCCCUUCAGUGUAGAUGCAAAAUAUUGUUCAAUGCUGUAAAAGUUUUGUCUGUACUACAGACCCAUGACAGUGGUCGCAGUCAACCUACUGUCAGUACAAAGGAAAUGUCAACCUACCUGAAAAGCUUCACCAAUGGUUAUGGUGAUGUCAUGCACUUUGGGUCUGUAAUAAGAAAUGUUAACAUAUAUCCAGUGUAGCACACACAUAGCGAACGUUUUCAUAGCAAAAAACACGCAUGGCAAACAGAUUUUCAGGUCCCAAACUUUUCUUUUACAGAUUCUUUGUAUUUAGAACGCAUACAUAACAAAAUUCGUACAUAAUGAAAAGAUUUUUGUGUCAGGUCAAUUUUGCUAGGUGCAUGCUAGGCUGUAGUUAUUUUUAUGUAAUGCAUCUAGGUCUUGCUUGGAAUGUUUUUAGUGUGAAAUUGUUUGGACGAGCAUGCUUUUUUGCUGUUUGGUUUACUCCCUCAACUUCAGCGUUAUCACAGAGACAAAAAGAAAAGCUAAAAGUGAUAUCAGCUUCAAUAAAUACCUUCCUCUCUGUUUUUCAUUUUGCUUACAAAUGUAAAUGAAGUGACCAAAAAAAAGAAAAUAAGUAUAAAGCUACAAAUUCCUUUGAUUUGAAUCGUGUUGUGAUUCCACCCACUCUUUUCAUCGAGUUCUUGCAGCUCAGAGUUAUCAGAAUUUUGAGUAUUCACUGAACUGCACAGGGGCACUGUUUGUUUAGUUGCUAUUUUACUGGGCCACAGUGCUGAUGACCCUGAUUCGAAUCCCCCAACGGGGACGAUCUAUGACUUGGGUUGUUGAGGGGUUAUGAAGGUGCUCUGCCUUCUUGACUAGUUGGAUGUUAAUUUUGGAGGUCCUGCUUCUGAAAUAAGCUUAAAAGAAAUGUUUCUUCUGACUUUGCUGUUCUUUAACUAAUUGUUGACUAAUUAAUGUUGCUGGUUCCUGCACCCAGGGUCAUGACUCUCUAACUCUCUAGAUCUAGAGGGGCAUACAUACUGCUUAGGGUCACUGAAUGAUGAAUGUGUUAUUAAAUUUAUUUUGACAGGAAGAAGAUGAAUGUCAAAUAAGAAACAAGCAAACUUAAAUUGUUUUCCUGUUGAAUUUAGUGGUUGUCAAGAAAUUUUAUGUAUAAGGUUGUAAUCGAAGCAGCUUGGUUGGUCCUGCUAAAGAGAAAGGAUUUCUAGCUGAAGGAAAAGUUGUAAUAAAAAAGUUGAAAAGUCCCACCAUACUUUCCUAUCCCUGUCUCCUAGAAUUGCGUACUGUAAUUUCAGAAUCCAUAUGAGGUAAAUUUUGCUUCCUCCUCCAUACAAUGAAAUGUUUUUAUAUAUACUUUGAGAACAUUUCAUUUGCUUGUAUGUAAAGAAGAACCAUUGCUGCUGUUGUCUAUUGCACAUGUACGUUUAUUUGAUUUUACACAUUUUCCAAGAAGUUCUAUGUAGAAGAGCAAGCAUAAAACACUUAAACAUUGUUUAUUUUUUUGUUCUGCGAGUGGUUACGCGAGAAUAUAAAAAAACCCAACUCUACAUGCUCAUGUAUGUUGCAAUUUGAACAAUGAUGUUUUUCAUCAUCAAUAUUUUGAUGUUUUAUCUGUGCUCGUUUAAUCCAAAAUAAUACAUCCUAUCUUCUGUUUUAAUGCUCUAUCUCUGCUGUUCUGUUUGCAUUUCAUGAACAUAGCAAAGAAAUCAGAUAUGUAUUAAAAGCAAGGCAAAAACUAAAAAAUUUGCUAAACGCAUGACAAAAAUCCUCGCUUGUGUGGUGGGGUCUGUCAGGUGCAAGAGAAGGCUUGUCUCAGCUCUGUCUUGUGUGGACAAUCGAACCGUUCUGCAGUAGAGAAAAGAAAUUGGGUGAACGUUAAAUCUAACUGACUUUGUAAAGUAUACAAACAAGCAUGUGUAUUUGUGCAUAAAUCAAUGUGGCGUUUACUCCAGCCAUACUCACCUUCUGAGAAUGUCUUGUAUCAUGUACACUUCGCUCACACACACACACUCACUCACACACACAUUCACACACACUCACACACAUUCAUACACUUACACACAGAUAUGUUCAUGCAUAAGUAUAUGUGUCGCAGUGUGGUGGAAUCAGUCAUUGUCAAAAUCAAAGAAACAAACAUUUUUCCAUCUGUUCGGAAAUAUUUAUCAAUUAUUUUUUUUGGCUCAACACCCUUUUUAUUCUUUAAAAAAAAUCAUAUUCCCGCUUGAACUUUACUGAAAACAUUUAUGAAGAGCACAAAAAAAGCAAUUAUUUUCUGUUUCCCCCCAUGACACUCAAGCUUUGGAGAUCAUCAAGUGUGUGUGUGUGUGUGUGUGUGUAUUCAUUCAGUCAAAAUACACAUGUGAUAUACCCAUGCAAUAUUUGUAUUUGUAUGGAUUUAUACUUGUAUGUAUGCAUUGUACAAAGUGCAUUUGUGUGUUUGUGUGUGUGUGUGUGUCUGCAUGUGCGUGUGUGUGUGUGUGUGUGUGUGUGUGUGUUUGUGUGUGUGUUUGUGUGUCUGCCUGUGUAGGUAUGCAUUGUAACUGACUUUGUCAAAGAAACUCAGAUUGGCAAAUAAAUGUCGCAUUCUAUUUUA
Aplysia californica (California sea hare) is the source of this 4556-nucleotide messenger RNA. RefSeq names its product protein FAM204A. Lineage: Eukaryota; Metazoa; Mollusca; Gastropoda; Aplysiida; Aplysiidae. The transcript has 7 exons. The record is from RefSeq and is a predicted model, not a curated record. The coding region runs from base 306 to 926 and encodes 206 amino acids.